Messenger RNA from Spizellomyces punctatus DAOM BR117, 1595 nucleotides. RefSeq lists its product as uncharacterized. The transcript has 6 exons. The record is from RefSeq and is a predicted model, not a curated record. Bases 18 to 1409 code for a protein of 463 amino acids. NCBI's taxonomy places the organism in Eukaryota, Fungi, Chytridiomycota, Chytridiomycetes, Spizellomycetales, Spizellomycetaceae. Gene Ontology annotation, molecular function: protein binding.
CACGUACCGAAGUCAAGAUGCUGCCAGCAAUACCAAGAUCCCGCUCAUCGUUAGCCUCACAUCAAGCAAAGAAGCCGCAAACAGCACGCCGAUCGCCCUCUACUGCACAAUCAGUCUCCAAAGCCCAUGCAGACCUUGGAAGUCAAAGACGUAUUCCACUCCUUACCCAAACUAUUUGUCGUGAACUACUGAAAGAGGGACAUGUGCGAUCAUACAUUGAUUUUUUUCGGAUGGUGGAGCUCAACGCUUCGGAGUUCAGCCCGCCUGCUGAAGCGUUGCACGAGCUGAAGCAACUUCUAACAGCUGGUGAAGAUAGCCAGCGUUCAGGUGACCACCGACUGAUCUACGAGUCGCGGAAGAACAUCGCCCGAUAUUUCCGGUCCCUUGGCAAAUUCGACAUUGCGAUGAACUACUAUAAAGAAGCGCUUGACCGAGCUCGACUAAUAUCAAACGACCGAAAUGUAGAAAUUGAAGCGACUCGCAAUAUUGGUGAUGUCCUAGAAAGUGACGGACAAGCUCUCGAAGCAUCUGAUAUGUACGAGCUGAGCCGCACGUUAGCCCGUGACCAAAAUAACCAGGAAGCUGAGAUACUCGCCGCCAAACGUCUUGUUGAUGUCCGAAUGAAAAUCGCCCGCCAACAAGAGAAGAAUGGCGUAUAUAGUGAUGCCAUUGCACACUACAUGCAUUGCAUAAGGAUCUUGCAGGAAAGCAACCCAGAUGAAGAGACUCUUAACGACCUUAACUAUCGCCUUGGAAGUGCUUUUCGACGGAAUGGGGAUAUACCUACUGCAAUAGAGUAUCUGGAAACCUUCUUAGAAAAGGUCCGCAAAUACGGCGACAAUGUGAAAGAGGCGUUGGCACAAGAGGUUUUGGCCUCUUGUUAUGAGGGCACCGGCGAUCUAUCACUAGCCACACAAUACCUUCAAAAUUUCCUCACACUUAGUUCCGCUGAACCCGCUCAAAAGUCUGCACAAGCCCGGGCAUGUCACCAUCUCGGUAUUCUCUAUAACAGAAUGGGUGAUUACAACCAAGCUGUACAAUACUUUGAGCGUCAUUACGAACUAGCUUGUGGUAUUGCUGGGAAUGAGGCAACGGAGGAGGGACGGGCGGUCGCCAUCGACGCCGGAAUGAGAAAAAUUGAAGCUUCGAAGGAGGAACGAUCGGAAGCAGAUGCGACCGUAGCAAUUGAAUCCCCAAAACCUGUCGAACAAGAGAUGGCGAGACCUCUCAACGUGGGCGUCGCCCAGGUUCAGCUAGGUAUCUCCCGGGCGAAUGCACAUAUGGACCAAUUUUUACGAAUCGUGAAAGAUGAGAAAAAAUUGGGAAUAUUGCUGCAAUGGAAAGCAACACAUUCAUUUGAUCUAUUUGCCGAGCGCGGGGAUAGAUCAACGCCAGAUGAAGAAACAUGAUCGUAGAUCGGAUAGCGCAACUACGAACCUCGUCCGCGAAAUUGUAACUACAUCUCACAAGUUUUAUAUUAAUCAGCGCGUUACUAUAUACACAUUCCUAUGAAUCCACCGUCAUAUACCCUUAAACUCUUGCAGGGUAAACAUAGUUUAGCCCUGCGACCCAGCAAGCCGUCGUUUCAAUUCCAC